Cuscuta campestris is the source of this 1780-nucleotide messenger RNA. Lineage: Eukaryota; Viridiplantae; Streptophyta; Magnoliopsida; Solanales; Convolvulaceae. The record is from the annotation of a GenBank genome assembly.
CUAAAAAAUCAGACUUACAGUGAUGGUGGGUGGUGCUUCGUAAAGCACUGUGUCCGAUCCUGUAAACAUUGUCGGAAAACUGAAUCCAUCAACCUAGAAACAAAGGAGACUCGGUUAGGACACGAACGAGAGCAACCUCUGUGAACUGGACUUUCUUUCUCUUCCGAAUGAGACCGGGAUAAGCAAAUGCUAUUUUUUGUAAUCUGCGACGCACUCAAACAUUCUGUUGCAGUUCUGCGACGGGAAAAAAAAGUUCCGUCGCAGAGUAGUUGCAGAUCUGCGACGGAGUGAUGUCCGUAGCAAAUAUCUGUUGCAGAUCCGGCAGAUUCUUGUAGUGUUGGAAGUCACGUAGUCUCUCUUGGAAGUUUGUUGACAAAAACAAAUACACCAAUAACCAAAAUAGCAUUAGGAGAGAGAAUGUAUGAGAUAAAAAUCUAUUAUUUAGUUCACAACUCAAGAACUUAUAUAUCAACUAUUCAACUUCCGAUAUGGGAUAGACUCUAAUACGAUACACACACCUUGUAUAUGGCAGUUUGGUGGAAGACCAUAAUGCAACACUUUCAUCUCCCCUCUUGUCACUCAAUCUCAGGGACGCCCUCUCACUUUUGUGGCGUUACCCGGGAUAGGAGGAGAGAAUAUUCGGCGUACUUCACCGUGAAAGCAUCCUAAUUUACCACGAAUGGUCAUCCGAAUUAGAAACUAUACCCGAAGUGUGUUAUUGGGUGGCUCCAUCAGGUUUUCUCACGGUAAAUUGUGAUGCCUCUAUAAUGAGACGAGCAAUUGGGAUUGUUUUUCGAGGAUUUCAUGGCAGCCCUCUAGGUAAUUGCCAUGAGUUGAUGCCGGACGAUUUUAUGACGAUUGAAGAAGGUGAGAUUUUUGCAAUGGCCAAGGCCUUAGAGAAAAGCAAAGAGAUGUUAAAAACCCAUCCAGCAAGUUGUACCCGGAACUGUUACUUCUAUCGGAUAGCCUUGACAUGGUGAAGAAACUUAGCUCUAAAUCAUUCUUGAAGCGGAAAUCGGCUAAGUCGGCGUAAGUCGAUAGACUUCUCCGAGAUGCAUACGAUUUGAUCACGGGAAUAGAGCAGGAUGGCAAAGAUGUCAAACUUCUCUAUGUUUGCCGUGAAUCAAAUCAAGUCGCCGACUUCCUCUUGGCAUAUGAUGUCACCGAAAAAGAAUCGUCGACCAAAGAGGCUCAAGUGGAAGACGUAGGCAUGAUAAAGUACCAAUACAAUGAAUUAGUGAAGCUUGAUAAAAGGGGUUCAUUUUUUCGUGAGAGUCUCCUUACUCGUGUUGGACAAUGUAAGUGUAAAACUUUUAUAUUGCAUUGUGUUAGUAUGUUUUUUGUUAGCUAUUACGGAUUAUUAAUGUGCUUUUUGUUUUUAUUUUUUUAAAUUCAUAGUGUGUGGGGUUGAAAUUCCCAAAAAGGAAAGGAUGUCCAAGUGAUUGACUAGCUCUGACGCCGACCUAGCCGAUUUUCGCUUCAAGAAUAAUUUAGAGCUAAGUUUCUUCACCAUGUCAAGGCUAUCCGAGAGAAGAAACCGCCCCCCUGCCAUGGCUAAUUAGCAUCUCAAAGAAUUCAAUUAGUCGGGGCUAAUUAGCACCAAUAAUUCAAUUAUUAUGAUCAAUUACUGGUGACUACCUUUUGAUGAUCGUCGGCCAUGGCUAAUAAUGCAUCUCAAAGAAUAAUAAUUAGCAACAAAAAAGAAUGAAGAAACCCGAUGAUUGCCGAUUGGUGACGCUGGAACAGAGAUGGUGAUUUCCGAUUAGAUCUUGGCGUCGGU